CUUGUCCAUUCACUUCGUGGUCCCUGGAACCCAUGGCGCUCACUGUGGUGUCGGCGUGCUCGGGCAAAGUCCUGCUGGUCCUCAGCCUGGAGGACUUUCAAACCGAGCGGACCAGUGGCACCAGCCUCACAGGAAGGGCACUGAAGCUGGAGUUGGCAGCACGACAGUUUGGCACAAGGUUCCGGUUGAGACUCUUGCAUGUGGACAGCAGUGUGGAGAUAAAGGACGAGGACGCGCUGAUGUUGCCGCUGGAACUGAAGCUGGUGAUGUUGGCCCUUUGCCCACCUGAUCCAGAAGAGGACGCCCAAUUCAUCCUGGCCUGCGAAGAAGGACACCUAGAGGAGGUGGAGCAGAGUUUGCAGCGGCUGGAUCCUCUCAGGUUGAUGAGGUCACGAAAGCGCAAGGUGGUGCAAUACCUCUUGGAGGCAGGAGCUUCCAAGGAACGAGCCAGAACUGACAAUGGUGGCACUCCCUUGCAUAGCGCAGCUCUAAGUGGAUGCCAGGUGGUCGCCCAGAUUCUCUUAAACUUUGGGGCCGCUCGUGAUGCAGCUACACCUGAGGAUGGCGUGACUCCGUUGCACUUCGCUGCUUUGAAUGGCCAUGGGAAGGUGGUGCAGGUGUUGCUUGAUGCCAGGGCGUCUUGUGAUCAUGUCACGAUGGGAGUUGGAUCAACGCCUUUGCACUUGGCGACUCUAUAUAACCACGUGGAAGUGGUGCGUGUGUUGCUUGAGGCUCGAGCAUCGUGUGGUCAGGCGGUAACAGAGAAUGGUGCAACUCCUUUGCAUUUGGCCGCAAGGGGUGGUUUUUUGGCAGAGGUGCAAUUGCUGCUGGAUGCCAGAGCUUCUCCUCAUUCAGCAGCUACAGAUGACGGCUCAACAGCUUUGCACUAUGCCGCUCAGAGUGGACACCUGGACGUGGUGCGGAUGCUGCUGGAUGCUGGAGCCUCUUGUUUUGUGGCCAGGACUGAUAACAAUGCAACUCCUUUGCACGUUGCAGCCGCCAAAGGCUACCCAGAAGUUGUGCGCUUGCUGCUAGAUGCUGGAGCCUCAUGCAAUGAUGUUGCCGGAUUUGCCUUAACUCCUUUACAUUUAGCAGAGCAGAAUGUUCAUUCAGAAAUAGUUCUGAUGUUGCGAGAGGCCAGUGCUAAGCGAGCCCGGAUUGAGAAGCAUUGACAGAUGGCAACCUACCAGGACCUACCAUCGCAAUGCUUCAAAGCUUGCCAUGCCUGGC
Molecule: messenger RNA, 1230 nt
Organism: Durusdinium trenchii
Lineage: Eukaryota; Dinophyceae; Suessiales; Symbiodiniaceae
Source: the annotation of a GenBank genome assembly